Messenger RNA from Penicillium diatomitis, 1182 nucleotides. RefSeq names its product DUF803 domain membrane protein. Lineage: Eukaryota; Fungi; Ascomycota; Eurotiomycetes; Eurotiales; Aspergillaceae. Gene Ontology annotation, molecular function: magnesium ion transmembrane transporter activity. Bases 1 to 1182 code for a protein of 393 amino acids. The record is from RefSeq and is a predicted model, not a curated record. The transcript has 8 exons. Gene Ontology annotation, cellular component: membrane. Gene Ontology annotation, biological process: magnesium ion transport.
AUGCUUCCUGACAAAUAUGUCGGGCUCAUAUUAGCCAUUCUGUCCACGAUGGCCAUUGGCACAAGUUUCGUCAUCACAAAAAAGGGUCUUCAACAUGCUAAUAGGCAACACGGCUUCGAAGGCGAAGGCUUCUCAUAUCUGAAAAGUCCGAUUUGGUGGGGAGGCGUCGUCACUUUGGCCAUUGGAGAAGUUGCGAACUUCGCCGCCUAUGCGUUCGCGCCUGCGAUUCUCGUGACGCCCUUGGGUGCACUCAGUGUGCUGAUCGGUGCCGUGCUGGGAUCCUAUUUCUUGAAUGAACGGUUAGGGACACUCGGUAAACUGGGCUGCGCAUUGUGUCUCCUUGGCUCGGUCGUCAUCGUGCUUCACGCACCGCCUGACAAGCCUGUGGAACGAAUUGACGAGAUUCUGGCAUACGCCGUUAAACCAGGUUUCCUCUGCUAUUGCCUCGCCGUCGCGAUCUUCUCUACGGUCAUGAUUUACCGAAUCGCACCCGUAUACGGAAAGAAAAACCCUCUGAUUUUCAUCUCGAUCUGCUCGACUGUCGGCUCCAUCUCGGUCAUGUCUGUGAAGGCAUUCGGUAUCGCAGUGAAACUGACUCUCGGGGGCAACAAUCAAUUUACUCACGCGUCCACCUAUGUCUUUGCCAUUGUGACCGCCUUUUGCAUUUUGACCCAGAUGAAUUAUAUCAACAAGGCUCUGAACGCGUUCUCAACCUCGAUUGUCAAUCCCCUAUACUACGUCACCUUCACGACAGCGACACUCUGCGCUUCUUUCAUUCUCUUCCAGGGAUUCAAUACCACCGAGGCCGUCAACACAAUUUCCCUGCUGUGCGGCUUCCUUAUCAUUUUCGCUGGAGUUUAUCUCCUCAAUCUUUCUCGCCACGAUCCUGAUGGUCGAAGUCUGGUCAAUGACAAAUUUGACGAUGAAGGUGUACCGACCGAUGCGAUCUCUGGCUUCCAGACUCGGCGAUCCAUGCAGUCUCGCCGAAGCUCAGUCAGCAUUGCCUUCAUGAACGGUCAUAGUGAUCGGGAGGGACUGAUUCAUUCCUACGACGUAGAGAACAACCGCGGGAUCGAUCUGGACGAUCUUGCAGAUAGUGGUGCAGAACCCGGUCCAACAUAUUCGCAUGGUGGCAGGAGGGAACAGACCUCGUUACAGAUCAAGCACGACACUCCCGCUUAG